UCAGCUACCAGUGCACUGAUCCACUCUUGAUCUUGAACAACCAUAGGAAGCAAUGGCUUACUCCAAAACCAUAGCUUGCCUGUUCACCAUGCUGCUCCUUGGUCCGACCAUCAUGGCUACGGAACCUGACCCUCUCCAGGACUUUUGUGUGGCCGACCUCGAUGACAACGCGGUCCGGGUGAACGGGUACCCGUGCGUGCCCCAGUCGGAGGUCGGCGACGACUUCCUCUUCUCCUCCAAGCUGGCCAAGGGCGGCAACACGUCCACCCCGAACGGAUCGGCCGUGACGAGGCUGGACGUGACGGAAUUCCCCGGCGAGAACACGCAGGGUAUCUCCAUGAAUCGCGUGGACUUCGCGCCCGGGGGCACCAACCCACCGCACAUCCAUCCGCGCGCCACGGAGAUUGGCCUCGUGGUGAAAGGCAAGCUCCUUGUGGGGAUCAUCGACAGCAACGAGUCCGGGAACAAGCUCCACUCCAGGGUGGUGCACGCCGGGGAGAACUUCCUCAUGCCGCGCGGCCUCAUGCACUUCCAGUUCAACGUCGGUAAGACGGAGGCCUCCAUGGUCGUCUCCUUCAACAGCCAGAACCCCGGCAUCGUCUUCGUGCCGCUCACGCUCUUCGGCUCCGACCCGCCCAUCCCCACGCCGGUGCUCACCAGGGCGCUCCGGGUGGACGCCGAGGUGGUCGAACUUCUCAAGUCCAGGUUCGCUGGUGGGUCUUUCCAGGCCUCCUAA
This is a messenger RNA of Triticum dicoccoides, 736 nucleotides long. RefSeq names its product oxalate oxidase 1-like. NCBI's taxonomy places the organism in Eukaryota, Viridiplantae, Streptophyta, Magnoliopsida, Poales, Poaceae. The record is from RefSeq and is a predicted model, not a curated record. Gene Ontology annotation, molecular function: manganese ion binding. Bases 53 to 736 code for a protein of 227 amino acids. The transcript has 3 exons.